AUGGCGGAGGCGGCUUCGCUUUGUCUCCGCGCGCAUGCUCAGAGCCCACGUGGGCCCAAAGGCCUUCCGGGCGGCGGCAAAGGGGGAACACGUUGCCCGCAGACAACAUGGCGGAGGCGGCUUCACUUUGUCUCCGCGCGCAUGCUCAGAGCCCACGUGGGCCCAAAGGCCUUCCGGGCGGCGGGCGGCGGGCGGCGGGCCCUGUGCGGGGACGAUGGCGGCUUCCGCAGCAGCCUGGCGAGCGUGGAGCCGGGCGGGGGCCGCGGGGACGCUCCCCCUGGCCGCGGGGAGUCCCAGAUCCACAGGACGUCCGUCCCACUAACGUGGCUGCGACUUAAAGCCCCUCUUGCCCCUCGUCAGCGUCCCCGUGAUGACCGUCACACUCUCUUAUCGAGGCUGGUGAUCCGGUGUCAGAGUACAGCUGCUAUAGCUGGUGCUCAGAUCAUCCAGCCCCCGGCCUCCCCGCCUGUGGAGAGCGUUAUCUCUGUGGGGGAUCUUGGCCAGGCUGUUCAAGAACUGAGCUUUGAGGAAUUGGGCCUCGGCUCCUACACGCCGGUGGGCUUAAUCCAGAACUUGCUGGAGUUCCUCCACGUGGACAUGGGGUUACCUUGGUGGGGAGCCAUCGUAGCAGGGACGGUGGCCGCACGGUGCCUGGUUUUCCCGCUCAUCGUGAAAGGCCAGCGUGAGGCCGUGAAGCUCAACAACCACAUGCCCCAGAUUAACGAGCUGACGAGCCGCAUGAACGAGGCCAAGCGCACCGGGAACAAGUUUGAAUUCUCAAAGGCAUACUCGGAUCUGACUCUCUACCAGAAAGCCCAUGACGUUAACCCACUGCGUGGGUUCCUUGUACCCCUCGUCCAGGCACCCAUUUUCAUUUCGUUCUUCAUCGCCCUGCGCAAGAUGGCCGAACUGCCCGUGCCCAGCUUGCAGACGGGAGGCUUGUGGUGGUUCACGGACCUCUCGGCCGCCGACCCUCUGUACAUCCUGCCCUUGACAGUGACGUUCACCAUGUGGGCCAUCUUGGAGCUAGGGGCGGAGUCAGGUGUGUCGAACCCAAACCUGAGGGUCAUGAAAACGGUUUUCCGGGUGAUGCCGGUCGUUAUCCUGCCUCUUACGAUCUCCUUCCCGACGGCCAUCUUCACCUACUGGAUGACCUCCAACCUGUUCUCGCUGGUGCAGGUGGCCGUUUUGCGCGUACCCACCGUCCGCACCCGCCUCCGCAUCCCGGAGCGGGUGCAGCACGACCCCUCGGUCCUUCCCGAACAGGAAGGCUUUCUGAAGAGCCUCAAGAAAGGAUGGAAGAAUGCUCAGAUGGUCCAGGAGAUGGAAGAGAGAGAAAGGCGCAUGAAGAACCACUUGGAUUUGGCAGCGAAGGGGCCGUUGCGCCAGACCUUUUCCCACAAUCCGCUGGAGCAGCAUGAGCCUCCCAAAACGAAACCCCCGCCACCAAAGAGACCCUGGCAGGAUACGUUGGGCUGAGCG
Molecule: messenger RNA, 1482 nt
Organism: Euleptes europaea (tarantolino)
Lineage: Eukaryota; Metazoa; Chordata; Lepidosauria; Squamata; Sphaerodactylidae
Gene: OXA1L
Product: OXA1L mitochondrial inner membrane protein
Exons: 10
Coding region: 1-1479 (492 amino acids)
Biological process (GO): protein insertion into mitochondrial inner membrane from matrix; mitochondrial respiratory chain complex IV assembly
Cellular component (GO): mitochondrial inner membrane
Molecular function (GO): membrane insertase activity
Source: RefSeq, a predicted model, not a curated record